This is a messenger RNA of Spea bombifrons (plains spadefoot toad), 4173 nucleotides long. It is a transcript of the gene DENND1A, whose product is annotated as DENN domain containing 1A. The coding region runs from base 30 to 3305 and encodes 1091 amino acids. Gene Ontology annotation, molecular function: guanyl-nucleotide exchange factor activity; phosphatidylinositol phosphate binding. Gene Ontology annotation, cellular component: clathrin-coated vesicle; cytosol. Gene Ontology annotation, biological process: endocytic recycling; endocytosis. Lineage: Eukaryota; Metazoa; Chordata; Amphibia; Anura; Pelobatidae. The record is from RefSeq and is a predicted model, not a curated record. The transcript is spliced from 24 exons.
CUCGGCUGUGUGACUAUGGCGCUGUGUUAAUGAGAGAGAGGAACCCGGCGGGACCCCGGACACCGGAGACCAUGGGCUCCCGGGUAAAACAAAAUCCUGAGAAUGCCUUUGAAGUGUACGUGGAAGUGAUCCGCCCAAAAACAUCCAACGAAGAUCCUGAGCUGCAGAGGAUCUUCCCUGAAGACUUCAGUGACCAGGACGUCCUUCAGACUGUCGCCAAGUUUUGUUUCCCGUUCUGCAUGGACAGUCUCUCGGCCAGCCAAGUUGGGCAGAACUUUACAUUUGUGCUGACUGACAUUGACAGCAAACAGAGAUUUGGCUUCUGUCGGUUAUCUUCAGGAGCUAAAAGCUGCUUUUGUAUCUUAAGCUACCUCCCAUGGUUUGAAGUAUUUUACAAACUCCUUAACAUUUUGGCGGAAUAUUCCUCGAAGAGCCAGGAUAACCAGCGCAAUGAACUUCUCGACACUCUUUAUAGACUUCCGAUCCCAGAGCCUGGAACCUCGGUCCAUCUGAGCCUGCAUUCAUACUUCACAGUGCCUGAUCCUCGAGAACUGCCCAGUAUACCAGAGAAUAGAAACCUGACAGAAUACUUUGUGGCCGUGGAUGUGAAUAAUAUGCUGCACCUGUAUGCCAGUAUGUUGUAUGAACGCAGGAUCCUCAUUUGUUGCAGCAAACUCAGCACGCUGACUGCAUGCAUUCACGGAUCAUCCGCAAUGCUGUUUCCAAUGUAUUGGCAACACGUUUACAUUCCAGUUCUUCCUCCACACCUACUGGACUACUGCUGUGCUCCCAUGCCCUACCUCAUAGGAAUACACUCAAGCCUAAUGGAGAAAGUGAAAAUAAUGAACCUGGAAGAUGUUGUGGUUUUGAAUGUGGACACUAAUACCCUUGAAACGCCAUUUGAUGACCUACAGAACCUGCCCAGCGAAGUGGUAUCCGCAUUAAAGAAUCGACUCCGAAAAAUGUCCACAACUACCGGCGAUGGAGUGGCACGAGCUUUCCUGAAGGCUCAGGCAUCUUUGUUUGGGAGCUACAGAAGUGCACUAAAGAUUGAGCCAGAGGAGCCGAUCACGUUUUGUGAGGACACCUUUGUUUCCCAUCGCUCCAGCAGUAUGCGGCCAUUCUUACAGAACGCAAUACAGCUUCAGCUCUUUAAACAGUUUAUAGAUGGACGUCUCGACUUGUUAAAUACAGGAAAUGGAUUCAGUGAUGUGUUUGAAGAAGAGAUUAAUAUGGGUGAAUAUGCAGGCAGUGAUAAACUCUAUCAUCAGUGGCUUUCAACAGUAAAGAAAGGAAGCGGGGCUAUCAUUAAUACUAUGAAGACUAGAGCCAAUCCAGCCAUGAAGAAUGCCUACAAGUUUGCUAAAGAUCAUGCGAAAAUGGGAAUUAAGGAGGUGAAAAACCGCUUGAAGCAGAAGGAUAUGGCUGAAAAUGGAUGUACAGUAUCAGAAGAGCCUCUUCCUAGGAUGUCACCAUCACCAUCUGCAGAAAAGAAAGACCCAAAGAGCCGAGAGGAAAGGCGGCCUAUCACAAUGCAUUUUGGGCAGCAGGAAAAGAUCCCACCACCUCGACCUCCUCCUCCACGGAUCCGACGCGCCACUGUACCCGUUCGUCCCCCCAGGCCUCAGGUCGCUCGACGUCCCAAAAAUAACACAGUCGUAGACGGUCAUAGAACCUCCACCUCCAGCCCCGACCACGUUGUGAAGCCCACACGCCACUAUACUGUUUUCCUCUCAGAAGAUUCGUCUGAUGAUGAAUUCCUGCAGGAGGAGGACCCUGUCUCUGCCUUCUCUGAAAACUUUAUCUUCUCUGCUCCCUUUGAAUGGCCUCAACAGUACCGAACUUUAAAAGAAUCUGAUGCUGAUGGAGAUGAGUUGAUCAGUCCAGAGAGUGAGUCGGCGACUGGCCAGGAGCCACCUGGUACACAUCUUACUCAUGUCAGUCUACUAGAGGACAUCUUUAGUAAUUUAGAGGUUGAUUCACAACCACAGCAGCUGAUCCAAGCCAAAAGUCUGGAAGAUCUUCGGACUCCAAAAGAAGACAAUGACGACAACUUCAGCUUUGAUUACCAGCGAAUGGAUCUUAAUAUCCAUGAAAGAAGUCGCAUUGUCCCCACAAUUAAAUAUAACCAUCCAUACAACAAGCUUUGGAGCUUGGGGCAUGAUGAUAUGGCAAUCCCCACAAAAUAUCACCAAGUUUCACCAGAAAGACAAUUAACCCUCCCUGAGAGCAUGGCAACUCUGUCACAUCGAGAGAGUCCUUUGGGUUUUGUAGAACAAGAGGGGACAUGCUGCAGCACACAGAACACCAUCACAAUUCCACGGCCACAUGGAAGAAAGACCCCUGAGCUGGGCAUCGUCCCACCUCCCCCAGCACCCAGAUCUGCUAAGCAACAGAGUGUUCCACCAGUUAAUGAAACAAGCAAACCACCAACAAGGGAGAGCAGUGAUUUCACUUUGCAAAGUAUUUCAGCACCUUUUGGGGAUCAGUCGCUGGAGGAGGCACAUCUUCAGCAUUCCAACUCUAGUUCUUCAGGAAUGCUGCUGCCAGUUAAAGUUUCUGCCGAGGUUGGAGUGAAUGAAGAUCUUUUGAGCCUCUUGGAUCCUUUAAAAACAGGAGACUGGCAAAGUGGUACCCAUCCUCCUGUAGGCAGUGGUGUACAGAGCUCUGAAGACCCUCACAGCUCAAGCACUCAAUCCUAUACUACUUUACAAAAUGAUUUUGCUUCUGCCGCAUUUACAAAUCAGCUGGGAUUCACCAAGCCACAGCCCCCGUUUCUACAUCCCCUUAACCCAUUUGCCCAGUCAAUACCAACAGAACAGCCUAUCCCUGUGAUGGGCGGCCCGAGGGGAACUUUCAUUACAACAGUAGGCCCUGUACUUGGUCCAAAUACCUUACUCUCAACACAGAGAUUUUAUCAUGGUCAGAGACCUCACCCUUCAAUGAUACCCGGAAGGAGCCCAUUUGGCCAAGUACCAUCAACCUCCAAUAUCAAUCCUUUAAUAAAGCAGGGUCACAACACAGCUGAAACACAGCCACAUUUUCCACCUGUUGUUGGCGUCACUGCAGGACACAGAACUUUACCUAUGAUACAUCCCCCUUUCAAAGCCCAGGAGGGCAAGUCAAAGGAGUUUCCAGCCAUCCCCCCAAGACCUUCUAAAGUGUCAGAUCCUAUUCUGCUCCCUGUGAAGCCAGGACAAACCAGGGAUCCAUUUGAUGAUUUGAUCAGCAAAACCAAACAGGAGGUAGCGCCAGCAACUGGUAAAGUUGAACAACUACGGAAGCGGUGGGAGACGUUUGAGUAAGAGUCAUAUGCGGAGAAGCAGAGAAUCUCGCUUUAAAGAAACCUAAGCAAUUGAAACAACCAUGGAAGCAAGCAUUUGCUCCUAUACUUAAGACUAACGUUUGCUAUUAAAGGCUUUCAUAUCACAAAUAUAAUAUCCCAUGUUAUUUGUUUGGAGAAGUAUUGUAUACACAGGAAGCUCUUGUUUAGUUUGCUUCCUAAUUUUCAAAAUGUGAAUUGAUUUAUAACUAUCUAGACCUUAGACGUUUGGCCAGCCUAGAUAGGCAUUUUAGUGUUAGCCUGUCCAGGCGGUAUCUACUUUUACAUACAGUGCUUGUUUAGCAAAGAUUUCAUAUGUAGUAACAAAAAAAUCACACUUAUCACAAUCUACAAUAUUUAUCACAGCUUUCUAUUGUUCUGCAAUGGUGAUGCGUACCUCGCUUUAGUAUUUACAGGCACAUGCAAUGAUAGAUGGAUUCACUUACCACUUCAAAUUAAAGUAAGCAGAAGUCUAUCUAUGUACAAGCGUCUCGCUGGGCCAGUAUGUGUCGUGACAACCAAUAGACUGGACCAUUGAGUUCCCAUAGUUAGUAAAAUCCGUUUCACUGCCCAGUGUCCUGUAACGUGGCACAUUGUUGAAUUAAGUUGUUUUGACAAGAAGAAAAGUGCAGUUUGUCAUCCUUUUGUAGGGUUUUUUGUUUCUGGAAAACACAUAUGGCUGCUGUGGGGGUAGCAACCGUAUAUUACACGUAGAAUAUUAUUUAUCCGUUUAUCUCUACAGCUGCAAUAUAUGUGCCCCAAAAAAGAGUUUUGUGAUGGGAACAGCAUGGUGCAGUCUGGACAAAGUCUGAUCAGAGCACUACCCUCUCAGCUCACACGUAAAACAAUAA